AUGGGUUCACUAACUGAAAUGGGUUCACUAACUGAAAUGGGUUCAGUCACUGAAGUAAUGGAAGAAAAUAAUAUUGUUGAUGAUUGUAGUUGGAAGCCGAAAGUGGAAAUGUCAUUUGACUCUGAACAAGCCGUAUAUGACUUUUACAAUAUGUAUGGGGGAAAGAUGGGCUUUAGUAUUAGGAAGGCCUAUGCAAACAAAAACAAACAUACGAAGGAGAUAACAUCACGAAAAUAUAUUGCUUGUGAUUUUGUUGAACAUCAUUAUCAUGAUCUUAUGCCUCAAGAUUGUAUUCAUAUGUUGUCAUCCCAAAGAAAAAUAUCUACCACCCAAGCAAUUGAAGUAGAAUUAGCUUCACAAUCUGGAAUUCCUCUUAGGUCUGCUUAUGAACUAUUUGGUAGGGAAUCUGGUGGAAGAGCAUCACUUGAUUUCACCAAAUUAGACCAAAAAAAUUACCUAAGAUCGAAGAGACAAAAAGAUUUGGAAUAUGGAGAAACGGGUAGUGUGUUGCAUUACUUUCGUAAGAAAACUGUGGAAAAUCCAUCUUUUUUUUGUGCAGUCCAAUUAGAUUGUGAUGAGCAGAUAAGUAAUAUAUUUUGGGCUGAUGCUCAAAUGAUCAUGGACUAUGCUCAGUUUGGUGAUGUAGUGACAUUUGACACUACUUACAAACUAAAUAACGAGCAUAGACCUUUUGGAACAUUUGUUGGAUUUAAUCAUCAUCGAGAAACAAUUAUAUUCGGUGCAGCGUUGAUGUAUGAUGAGACUGCUGAAUCUUUUACAUGGUUGUUUUAA
Messenger RNA from Camellia sinensis, 792 nucleotides. NCBI's taxonomy places the organism in Eukaryota, Viridiplantae, Streptophyta, Magnoliopsida, Ericales, Theaceae. The record is from RefSeq and is a predicted model, not a curated record.